Messenger RNA from Hyposmocoma kahamanoa, 1436 nucleotides. Its product is annotated as proton-coupled amino acid transporter-like protein pathetic. Bases 66 to 1421 code for a protein of 451 amino acids. Gene Ontology annotation, cellular component: vacuolar membrane. Gene Ontology annotation, biological process: amino acid transmembrane transport. The record is from RefSeq and is a predicted model, not a curated record. Gene Ontology annotation, molecular function: amino acid transmembrane transporter activity. NCBI's taxonomy places the organism in Eukaryota, Metazoa, Arthropoda, Insecta, Lepidoptera, Cosmopterigidae. The transcript has 8 exons.
UGUACGUUUAUAGUGAAUACAGCCUGAUUGUCUUUGUUUCCCAGCCAGACCAAACACAGACACACAUGGAAUCCCAAGAUCCAUCAAGGAAACCUCCUCCGCAGCCUCCUCCGGAGAAGAGGAAAUAUGUACUGCAUUCUGAGAAAGAACCUUUUGAUUUCGUCACCGCAAGAAAUAUAGCGAAACCUACCAAUGUUCUAGAAUCAACGGGGCAUCUAAUAAAAGGUUGUUUAGGUGGCGGUAUUCUCGGCAUACACGAGGCCUAUAUGAAGUGCGGACUUUGGACUUCGCUUGUAGUUACAAUCAUCUUCGGAUUUUAUAUUACCUACUGUUUGCACAUAUUAGUAACAUCGGCGCAGAUUUUAUACCAGAGGCUUCAUAUGACGGAGAUGUCUUACCCGGACCUUGCGGAGGCGUCGUUCGAAGUUGGACCUUUCCCCAGGCUUAGGAAAUAUAGUAAAUGGUUCAGGUAUGCAGUGGACCUAACAAUAUGCAUUGACUUGUUUGGAGCCUGCUGUGUUUAUCAGAUAAUAAUAGCGAAGACGAUCGAGCAAUUAGUCGAAGGUGUUGACGACCAGAAAGACCUGAACCGGCUAAGAUUAUAUGUAUUAGCAUUGUUAGUGCCAAUAAUGAUGCUAUGUAUGAUCACUACGCUCAAGUAUUUGGCACCUUUCUCAUUGUUGGCGGACUUAUUUAUUGUUGUCUGCGUAGUAGCAACAGUCGUAUACUGCCUGCGAGAAGCGCCUUCAAUCUCUUCACGACCAGCUUGGAAGAAUGCCUUGGGCUUCUUCGAGUUCAGCGGAAUUGUAGUUUUCAGUAUGGAAGGUGUUGGAGUCACUUUACCUAUUGAGAACAAUAUGAAGGACCCUAAACAGUUUCCUAAAGUACUUUGCAUGGGUAUGACCGUGGUAGUAACAUUUCUCAUAAUGGUUGGUUUCUUCGGAUACUGGGGGUACGGAGAGAAUUCUCUUUCUCCUGUAACUCUGAAUUUUCCAUCAGAAAUAUUCCCGACGAUUCUCAAAUGUCUGAUGGGUAUAAUGAUUUUCAUAACAUUUGCUCUGAACUUCUGGGCUCCAUUCAACCUGGUCUGGCAUUAUAUGUCCAAAAAACAUGAUCCAAAGAAACAUUGGAUUUGGGAAAGGGUCUACAGAGCCACCUUCAUCGUUGUUAUUACUGCAAUUGCUAUUGCAUUCCCUAACAUUGGAAAUUUAAUGGGUCUGUUGGGUGCCUUCUGUCUAUCCAACAUGGGCUUCAUAUUUCCAGCCAUGAUAGAUCUUCUCGUCAUCUGGCAAGAUCCUGGCCUUGGCAAAUAUAAAUGGCGACUUUGGCGAAGCGUCUUCGUCAUUCUCAUUGGAAUAUUAUUGUUUGUAGCUGGUACUUAUUCUAAUCUUAAAGGGUUAAUAUCUAGUUUAAAUUCUUAACUGCUAAAUAAAUGU